This is a messenger RNA of Fusarium tjaetaba, 3696 nucleotides long. Its product is annotated as Cu2+-exporting ATPase. Gene Ontology annotation, cellular component: membrane. The record is from RefSeq and is a predicted model, not a curated record. Gene Ontology annotation, molecular function: ATP binding; ATPase-coupled monoatomic cation transmembrane transporter activity; metal ion binding. Lineage: Eukaryota; Fungi; Ascomycota; Sordariomycetes; Hypocreales; Nectriaceae. Gene Ontology annotation, biological process: monoatomic cation transport. The transcript is spliced from 2 exons. The coding region runs from base 1 to 3696 and encodes 1231 amino acids.
AUGGGAUGCGACUGCUGUGGCCCUCCCGCAUCAGCUGCGGAGUCGGUCACUGCUGAGACGCCUCCUCCAAGCGAUAUCGGAAGUUGCAAGGAUGCUUGCUGUGAUGGAGGCGACGCUGAGACUGAAGUUGAGGAGAAAGAGUCAUCAAAAAAGGGACGGGACGAUGAUUGUUGUGCUUCUGGUAGCUGUGAGGAGCCGAACAAGGAUGAUGCACCAGAAUGUUGCCGCGGAAAAACAAGCCCAUGCUGCAAUGCUUCUUGCAUUGACCGUAUCGCCAUGCGAGAGUGUGAGCUGAGUGCUUCUCACAAGCCGGAUGGAACGGGUUGCGGCAGCUCUAGCUCUAGCUCCAGCUGCAAUGGCGCAGCUGACGGCAAGGCAUGCAGCAAGCACAGUCUAUCUGCUCUCGACCGCUACGGUGCAACUCUGAAGGCGCUUGGAUGCAUCUGCCGCGCUCUCAUCGCUUUGGGUCAAGAGUCUUGCUGCGAGACCAAAAGCCGCUCUGUUGUCACCAAGCAUUGCUCCAAGAAGUCGUCUUCCCGCUCUCUGAUCCGCACUUCAACGGACUCUUGCUGCAGCACCGGCUCUGUCACGAAAGAAAAGGCUGCGGAGAACCGUCUUCGCUUACGAAAGGGUUCCAAUGAGAGUGCCAGGUCCGCCAAACAGCUCCCUGUCAAGGAGAGCUGCAUUAAGUCGUGCUGUUCCGUUGUUAAGCCCGACAAAGAAGCAAUCCCUAAGAAGUGUGCCAACUCAUGCUGUUCGGGAGACAACGCCAAAUCUAAGUCUCCUGAACCUAGGCCUGUCAAAGGCAAAGAUAAGGACGACUGUUCUGGUGGGUGUUGUUCCAAGAAGGCUGUACCCAAGAGCCCACUCAUCGAAAAGAAUUGUGCCGACAACUGUUGCAGCGAUGGUGAUUUUACCAAGAAAGUCGUUGAAAGCGGCGGGUGUCCCGAUAAAUGUUGCACAACUCAGCCGGAAGAGGUAUUCACUGCCAAGAAUGUACGAAUGGCUGAAGUUGCAAAGAGCAACUGCGCAAAGUCCUGCUGUGACGAAGAAAUAGCGGCGAUCGUCAAUGAGCUACCCAAGUCUACAUGUGUCAGUUCCUGCUGUAAGCCAGCUGAGAAUAUCAUCACCAAAUCUUUCAACAGCUGUGCCGAUUCUUACUGCGAGAAGGCUCCAUCUGUCAUCUCUCGAGACUCUCCGGCGGAUGGUUGUUGCGUUCCUACGUCGCCGAAGGGAAUGAUGAUUGAGACAGUUCAAAAUCUCGAAGAUAUAGAGAACCAGACAACAGGAAAGGAACAUGUGGUUCUCAGCAUCUCCGGCAUGACAUGUACCGGUUGUGAGACCAAGCUCAACAGAACUCUCGCUACAGUCCCAGCUGUCAAUGAUCUGAAGACCAGUCUUGUUCUCUCACGAGCUGAGUUUAACAUCGAUCUUCGUCUCGGUUCAGUUGAUGAGGUUAUCAAGCAUCUUGAGCGAACCACUGAGUUCAAAUGUGAAAGACUUCAGACGAAAGGGUCUAGCUUGGAAUUCAUCGUGAAUGGCAGCACGGCUGAGUUUAUUGGCCAAUCAUGGCCCGAAGGGGUUCUGGAUAUGAGUCUUGUCGACAAAGAUACUGUUCGGGUCUCAUUUGAUCCCAAGAUCGUCGGAGCGCGAGACCUUGCUGAAAGAUCUUGGGACCCUCCAGUUAACCUUGCACCUCCUCGCGGUGAUUCGCCGCUUGAAGCGGGCAGUAAACAUGUUCGCCAUGUUGGGUACACCACUCUUUUGUCUGCUGUUCUUACAAUUCCUGUUCUGGUCAUGGCUUGGGCUCCGCUUCCUGAGAGGGAGGUCGCAUACUCUUCGGCUUCCCUGGCUUUGGCCACCAUUGUUCAGGUUGUGAUUGCUGGGCCCUUCUACCCAAAGGCUAUCAAGGCUUUGGUCUUUUCCAGAGUCAUUGAGAUGGACCUGUUGAUUGUUUUGAGCACAAGUGCAGCCUACGUGUUUUCCGUUGUUUCAUUCGGAUAUCUCAUUGCUGGUAAGCCCCUUUCAACCGGCCAAUUCUUCGAGACUUCCACUCUGCUUGUCACUUUGAUUAUGGUCGGACGAUGGGUCGCAGCACUUGCUCGACAGAAGGCAGUUGAAUCCAUCUCCAUUCGAUCACUCCAAUCCUCAACUGCAAUUCUGGUCGACGAGACGACCGGCACGGAGCGUGAGAUAGACGCCAGACUUCUUCAGUACGGCGAUGUCUUCAAGGUUCUACCGGAUACCAGAAUCCCGACAGAUGGAACAGUCAUGAGUGGUUCGUCUGAGGUCGAUGAGUCGAUGCUUACAGGCGAGUCCAAGCCCGUGGAGAAGCACUUCAAGAGUGUUGUCAUUGCAGGGUCUAUCAAUGGCCCUGGAGUUAUGACAGUUCGCCUAAACCGCUUGCCGAGCGACAACACCAUCAACGCAAUCGCUGCUAUGGUCGAUGAAGCCAAACUAUCAAAGCCAAAGCUACAGGAUCUUGCGGACCGAGUGGCCUCAUAUUUCGUCCCCGUGGUUGUGGCGUUGACUAUUCUCACUUUUGUUAUCUGGGUUGCAAUUGGCGUAACAGUCCGUGGCUAUGGUGGCUCCAAGGCAACGACAGAGGCAAUCACAUAUGCCAUUGCUGUUCUCAUCGUGUCCUGUCCUUGUGCGAUCGGACUUGCAGUACCAAUGGUCAUCGUUAUCAUGAGCGGAGUCGCAGCAGAAAGAGGCAUCAUUUUCAAAUCUGCAGAUGCUAUCGAAGUUGCUCACAAGGCCUCCCACGUUGUUUUUGACAAGACUGGAACCUUGACUCAAGGAAAGCUUACUGUCGUUACAAAUGAGUGUGUCGAUAAAAGUACUCUUCCUCUCCUUUUGGGCCUGAUAGAAAAUAGUCGUCAUCCAGUCUCCAUGGCUGUUACGGGUUACCUCAGGAGUAUUGGCAUUGAACCGUCGGUUGUAGGCGAGCCAAAGAGCUUGACCGGUAAAGGCGUUGAAGCAGUUGUAAAGGGUCAGAGGUUGAAAGCUGGAAACUCUACAUGGCUCAAUCUCUCGGAUGAUCCUCUUGUUCAGCCUAUGCUUUCUCAAGGUUACACCGUCUUUUGUUUCACAAUCAACGACGAACUGCAGGCCUUGUACAGUCUUCAAGAUGAGCCUCGGAAGGACGCCUUUGCGACGGUUGAAGCUCUGCACAUGCGAGGCAUCUCAGUCCAUGUGGUUUCUGGAGAUGAUGACAUGGCUGUUCAAAACAUAGCAUACAAGUUGAACACCCCACGAGACAAUGUUCGCUCACGUACUUCACCUUCUGGCAAAAGGGACUAUAUCCAAACUCUCCUCGGCACUUCCACUGAUCGCAAGAAACCAGUCGUCGUCUUCUGCGGCGACGGUACAAACGAUGCAGUAGCUCUCGCCCAAGCCACCAUCGGUGUUCACAUGAAUGAAGGCACAGAUGUAGCCCAGUCCGCGGCCGACGUCGUUCUCAUGCGUCCCAAUCUAAGCGGUAUUAUCACUAUGAUAGACGCGAGUCGAAAGUCGGUCAACCGCAUCAAGUUUAAUUUCGGAUGGAGCUUCGUGUACAAUACUUUUGCCGUUCUCCUGGCUGCGGGGGCAUUCGUCAAUGCCAGAAUUCCACCGGAAUAUGCAGGUCUUGGGGAACUGGUGAGCGUUCUGCCGGUUAUUCUUGCGGCUGUGCUUCUGCGCUGGUCGAAGAUCUAG